Cryphonectria parasitica EP155 is the source of this 282-nucleotide messenger RNA. RefSeq names its product ribosomal protein L30. Gene Ontology annotation, molecular function: structural constituent of ribosome. NCBI's taxonomy places the organism in Eukaryota, Fungi, Ascomycota, Sordariomycetes, Diaporthales, Cryphonectriaceae. Gene Ontology annotation, biological process: translation. Gene Ontology annotation, cellular component: mitochondrion; large ribosomal subunit. Bases 1 to 282 code for a protein of 93 amino acids. The record is from RefSeq and is a predicted model, not a curated record. The transcript has a single exon.
AUGGCCACCACCCGCCCAGCCACCUCCUUCUUUCGCAUAACCCUCCACCGCUCCUCAAUAGGCAUGCCCCAGCGCACCCGCGACGUCCUCGCCGCCCUAGGUCUGCACAAGCGCGGCCGCACCGUCUACCACCCUGUCCACCCGCAGUUUGCAGGCAUGAUCAUGAAGGUAAAGGAGCUGGUGCGUGUGGAGGAGGUGGAUAGUAGGCCGAGUGCAGCAGAGAUAAGGGCCGCGCGGACACCGGAGAAGGGGUACUGGGUUGAGAAGAGGGCGGAGAGGUGA